AUAAAUUUUUUUAUUUUUUGCACUUAAGGAAAUAUGACAUUAAAGUACAAUCAUAAAUCCACAUAUCUUACUUUACUCACUGUUUGGACAUGCAGAAAAUGAAUAAAAGAUAUAAAACCUCAGAACUAACUAGCCACGAUGAUAGCACCAACUGUUUCAGUUCAAGGAGUGCGAGCUUCCUGUGCAGUAACAAGAGCAAUACAUUACUAAACAUUGAAGGUGAUUUAGCAGCGGAGUAUAAGACUAAUAAAACCACCAUCAGGAAUGGAAAAUCUAAGAAACCAACUAAUAAUCCAGUUAAAAAUAAUUUUCAUACCAAAUCUGCGAAUCAAAUAUAUAAUUUUUCACCGGAUCCUCUACCAAUGGGAAAGCAACCCAAUUACAAACCAAGUAAAAUUUCUCUGAAUAAAAAGUUGCAAUAUGGACAGGAGGAUUUCGAUGACAAAAGUGUUACUUCGGAAAGUUCUAUUUAUAGUGAUUCAUCGAUUAAUAUUUCAGAGCGUUUAACUGGAGGUAUCGGUGAAUUUGAAGUGCUUGAUAAACUUACACGUAACCUAGGAAAGGCGCCCAGAGAUUGCAGUGUCAACGUACCUGUAAAAUUGCCCAAACGACCAAGUAAGCUUAACAUCAUCAAUUUGGAAUUUCCUCAACCAAAGAAGCCUGAAAAAGAAGUAAAAGUGGGGCCUGUCACUCGUGGUACUCAAACUAUUUAUCGCGUUUCAUCUGCACAAACAGUACCGUAUUUGCCAGAAGUAAAAAAUGAUCCAGAAGAGUUUGUUAGACUUGAGCUAUUCAAACUACCAAAACUUUUGGAUGGUGUGAAACGUCCAGGGGUUUAUGAAGUAGAAGUAUUGGAACGAGAGCGAAAACGAUGGGACUUUUUAAAGGAACUAAAAGAACAAUUUCGGCAGGAAGUUAAAACUCAAAAGGAGUUAAUUCAUGCUUCCAAACAUCAAAAAAUUUUAGAAGCUUUCGAGUGGGAGCAAUGGAUUGCACGCGAGGAGUACAUACAGGAAUGUCAGAUGUUACGUCUGGAAAUAGUGAUACGCAUGUUCAAUAAGCGUGAGAAAGAAAUAAUCACCAGAUCUGAUUUGCGUGUAACUCUCACAACGAACCGUUUGUUAGCUGCAUACGAUAAAGAGGUGAAAAAGAUCAACGUAGAGCACAAACGAGAAAUGAGGCGUAUUGAGUGGCAGAUAGAAAAGAAAAAGCUCAGUUCUGAAAGUAGAAACAUAACACACGAAUUAAGCUACCCCGGAUCUGAGUUCUAUGCACCUCACAUUCGUUUUGGUGUAAAUCCAAAACGUUUACAUUUUACUGGUGGACGUAUGGCAUAUGAGGCUCGCAUGGCUGAUUUGGAAAACAAGGUUGUUAAUAUGAAGAAUUUGGUUUGUCCAUUCGCUAAGUUGAAACGCUGGGCAAAGCCUAAACAAUUGCUUACUGAGGUUGAGCAGAACUUCUGCUCCGAUAAGAAUCUUAAGAAACUCUAUGAUACACUAAAGUCAAUACAUGAUGAAGCACUCAAUAAGAAACGUAUUCACCCGAAAUGUCUAAUAGAAAGAGAGAGAUCAACUAUUGAUGUGGCGCCACCGAAACCUCCAAAGCCACCGCCACCAAGGAUGGUUAUACUAAUAAAACCAAUUCCGCCACCACCUGAAAAAGAACGUUCACAUAAAAUAUUUGAUCCUAAGGCAUUUAUUACGAGGCUUAAUAAAGAACGGCGUAAAGAAGAGUUGGAAGGCAUAUUGGCGGAAUACACUGGUUCAACAAUUGGUUGGCUGAUGAGAUUUUUGACUGAAGAAAUGGGUCGUUUAGAAGAACAACGAAAGUUCCAUUUUAUUGGAAUAUUAGCACUUAAGGAACGUUGGCGUCGAGAGGCGGCUGAAGCCGGAAUGAGGCAAAAAGAAAACAACUUGCGUAUCUUAUUAGAGCAAGUGUAUGACUUCUGUGAUUCUUCACAGGACGAUGAGUUCUUUAAUGCAGUAUUUGUUGAAGAUAGAACAUCAUCCUUCCGAGCCAAAGAAGAAGCUAUUGCAAUUGCUAAGGAUAUUGACAAGGACCUUAGUCGAUGGUUGGAUAGCUUUAAAACAAUUCAACAUCCACUGAAUUUCGAUAAAUUACGAUAUUUGCUAAAGGACAUGGUAUUCCCUGAUAGAAAGAAAGCACGUGCUCAUUUUGAGAGCAAAGAGAUUGUUAGAGGUAUAAUUGAAGAUGAUUUGUUAGGAUACAUUGAGAGACUCUUCGAGUCCUUUGAUAUAACUGAAUCAAUUCUGAAUGAAACAAUUGAUAGAGGAAUUGAUAACGACUUAUAUUACUUUUCGAAUGAUUGCCAAUCUGAUUGCGACUGUAUUCAAGAGUGCACAUGUAGAGUGGCUAGAAAGGAAGCAAAAGCUAUUUUGCGGAAAGUUAUCAGAUAUGCUGUACCCGGAAGGCGAUGGAUGGAUUCAACUGAAAGAGUAGCUGACAACAAUGUUAGUGAUCUGUUAGAUGACGUAUUUGGAAAAAUGGACAAAAAUCAGAUAAUGGCAGGUACAUUUGAAAAAAUUUGUCCGGUACGAAAACCGCAUUUAUACGAUAUUCAAAGAUCAAAAGAAAAAAUGGAUAGCGAGGACAUUUGGGACACAAUGAUAAAAAAAGUGGUAAAAAAAAAAGUGGAGCCCACCGAAGUAACAUCAGAAGACUAUGAUGAAAUGUAUGAUGAAGAAUGGUCUUCAGAAGAAUAUGACUUACAUUCAGUUAAAAGUAAUAUUAACAUAUUGGAUAAAAUGUGUGGACAUAUGUGGAGUUCAGAUGAUGAUUCUUCGGAAAAAAGGCGAAAAUCUUCAAUACUUCGAGCUUCAACAUUCCCAAUAUCGACUCGCACCACUAUUCUAGAAGAAACACCAACCAUUACCGAUUUCGUCAGUUAUGAACAUACCAUAAGUGGUACUGAAAAUUUGAGUAGUGGAGUUGAAUUGUAUGAUUCAACAUACGUAAUUGGAAAAAACUUGAAGAAUGCAACUGAUACUUCGUCACAAAAAAAAAUAGGAGAGAUAUCUGAGGAUGUUGAAGUUGGAAGUGAUGAGAUGAGCGAAGACUAUGAAAUUGAAACACAAAGCGAAGAAGAAACAGAAAAACAGAUAGAAGUACAAAAAAUACAGAAAGCACAAAAAGUACAAGAAAAACAAGACGCACAAGAAAGAAGUGAAGUUGAUGAGGAAGAAGGAAAUGCUGAAACUGAAAAUGAAGAAAAACAGGAUCAUACUGAUGUUACUGAUGAGCUGGAAAAAGUGGAUAUUGAAGAGGAAAGAGAACAAGUAGAUAUUGAAGACGGGGAAGAAAAAACUGAUAUUGCAGAUAAAAAUGAAGAUAUUGACGAAACUGAAGUACAAAGUUAGAUAAUUUACUAGAAAGUGAAGAAGCCAUAAAGUAAGAAAUAGAAGAAGAAAAUGAAAUUCAAGACGGGGGUGAAUGAUAUAAGUAAAUAAUUUAUUUAAAAAGUAAAAUCUACCAUGAAUGUGAGGUAAAAUAUUAGGUAAUUAAUAACUUAAAGAUUCCUAACAUAGGCCAUUAUAAUGUUUAAUA
Molecule: messenger RNA, 3564 nt
Organism: Teleopsis dalmanni
Lineage: Eukaryota; Metazoa; Arthropoda; Insecta; Diptera; Diopsidae
Exons: 4
Coding region: 90-3377 (1095 amino acids)
Source: RefSeq, a predicted model, not a curated record